ACAGAGACCAGUAAUUCUGUACUAUCUUCUCAGCAUGGAGUCAAGAGACCAAGCAGGGAGAACCAGGAAUGAAAAAGUUUUGAACUGCUUAUACCAAAAACCAGAUGCAAUUUUUAAGCUGAUCUGCUUUCCCUGGGCAGGAGGUGGCUCCAUUUACUUUGCCAAAUGGGGUCAAAACACUCAUGAUUUAAUUGAAGUGCACUCAGUAAGGCUUGCUGGAAGAGAAAGUCGAUUAGAAGAACCUUUGGCAAAUGACAUCUACCAAGUAGCUGAAGAAGUUGCUUGUGCUCUGCUGCCAGUCAUCCAGGAUAAGCCAUUUGCAUUUUUUGGCCACAGCAUGGGAUCCUAUGUUGCUUUUAUGACUGCACUAUACCUAAAAGAAAGACAUAAGCUAGAACCAAUGCAUUUCUUUGUGUCAAGUACAACUCCUCCCCAUUCAGAGGCCCGGUUUCGCAUUCCUGAAGAUAAUGACUUGUCAGAAGAAAAAAUUGGCCGUAUCCUCAUGGAUUUUGGAGGCACUCCCAAGUACUUUGUGGAUGACAAGGAACUUUUGCACCAAUAUAUUCCCAUGCUGAAGGGAGAUAUACAACUCUUGAGGAAUUAUACUUACAAUACGCCAUCUGAGGCUGUUCUUUCUUGUGACUUAACGUGCUUUCUUGGAUCUGAAGAUAUAUCUAAGGAUAUGGAAGCUUGGAAGGAUGUAACCAGUGGAAGUUUUGGCAUUCAUGUGCUUCCAGGAGAUCACUUUUAUCUUAUGGAACCUGCCAACGAGAACUUCAUCAAAAACUACAUAACCAAGUGUCUUGAACUAUCAUCAAUUACCAAUUUUUAGAUAUUUUCCCUUUGGGUUUGAAAAUAGUCAAAGUAAUCACAUAAUACUAUCCUCAGUUACUCAGAUGUAGCUCAUUAGUUUUAUUUAGAGGUGGGAAAUUAUGCAUUUUCUACCAGGGUGACUUGUUUAAUAUAUAAAUGUAUUUCUCCAUAGAGCAUUUAUAUAUCUGAAGACAAAAAACAAACAGAUAAAAAAUACUUCUGGUAGGAUCCUUUAUUUUUGUAUCAGAAUCUCAUUUGGUUCUCAUCUGUGGGGUGUUUACUAACAAAAAUUCAUGUUUGGUAAAUUACCCAUUUUUCCCCUUCAAUUAUUUAAACAGUGAAAACGAUGGAUAGGGGAAAUGCUUGAAAUAAUUCUUUUACUAACACAUUGUGGCUCAAAGCUUGAUCUAACCUUUUGAAAUGUAAGGUAGUCACAUUUAAUAAGAAAAUGUAACCUGUUGCUUUAUUAACAGAAAAUAGCCCUUAACAAUGAUCUUUGGCCACACCAGCAUUCCACAGAAUGUCUGCAACAUUGGCCCUGUUUCUAAGGAGACCCCUCCACACCAAUUGCCUGUUGGCACUGUGGCUCUGUGACCAUGGCCAUAAAAGACUGGGACCCAGUCUGAGCCCUCCCAGAGACAACCAGUCUAGGGUUUGCCCCCCGGCGCAUGAAGUGGGAAAGCACAGAUGCCACGUGCCUUUCAGGGCCUUCAUCCUCAUUCUGUGACAACCUGAGCUUAGCACAGGGAGAAGCAGAACAGGUGGAAACAAAUAGGAACAAAGAGAAAAAGAAACAGUGAAAAUGAGCUGUAGUGGAAUAAUGGCAGAACACUACAAGGGGAAUCUACCAGCGCACACAGAAGGGAAUGAAAAGUCACUGAGUUCCAGUAGCUGCAUGGACUCUGAACUCCCUGUUAAUUCCCAACUUUGUUGUCCCUUUCAGGCCACACUAUGCAGUCACAUCCCCUCACCUGGAUUUUCUUAUUUCCCUCAGAGCUUCACAAUAAACUCCGCUACUUAUGAAAAAUUUCUCUUCUUUAUAGCCUAUAC
Molecule: messenger RNA, 1863 nt
Organism: Tupaia belangeri chinensis (Chinese tree shrew)
Lineage: Eukaryota; Metazoa; Chordata; Mammalia; Scandentia; Tupaiidae
Gene: OLAH
Product: oleoyl-ACP hydrolase
Exons: 7
Coding region: 35-832 (265 amino acids)
Biological process (GO): lipid biosynthetic process
Source: RefSeq, a predicted model, not a curated record